AAGGAAGUUCAAAAAGGAUAACGGGGAAGUGUGAUUUGGUCUAAAAUUGCUAUUGGUAAAGAAUAAGGAGAAGGUUUCUUGCAAAUUACUUGGAAUCUGGUUUAGUUAGAAUUUCUGACUAUGAAGAACUACUGUGACCUUUCAUGUACUUUGAGUAUUUGAAGAAACUUGUCAGUUGUUUCUUGAAUACUGUACUAAAAUCAACUUCUUUAACUUAUGAUUCUUUACAAAUAACAUUGGUAUCUUAAUAAGGCAAUAAAAUUGAAAGUAAUUUCUCCUAAAUAUUUAGAUUUUUCUAUGCCAAAAAUUAUGGCACAUAUUUAUGUGAUUGUGGAAAUGUUGGGCUGCCCUGAAGAAAAAUAAUUCAGUGCCUGUAAUUGAAUUAAUUUGUUUUUAUUUACUUCUGCACUGUUGUGAGUCCAAUAACUUAUUUUAAAUACACAUGGAAAGUUGUUGAUAUCAACAGAACUCUCUAAUUGCUUACUGCUAAGCAUAUGAAAAGGUCUUUUUGGUCAGUGGGUGAAUGAGGUCUCCAUCCUCUCUUAAAAUUCAGCCCACUAGCUUUUUGUGGAAUCAGUGCAAAGGGACAAUUCCCAUAAGUAGUUGUAUUGAUUUGAGCUGAACUACUUGCAUGUCUGAGGUAAGUAUAAUUUAGCCACAAAUGAACUGAAAGAGGCAAGGGAUUUUAAUGGGGGUGAAAAAAUGAAGAUAAAGUUUACUUAAAAAAAAAAGUUCUUUUUAUAACUACUUUGAGCAAACUGUCCACUAAAAAUAACAAACCACAAUGACUAACAGCACACUAAAUAGCUAUGCUUGUAUUUUUCAGUUAUUUAAUUAAACACCUUUUGUUUAAUAGGAAACUAGAUUAAACUCAAAAACUAUUCUAGCUAUAAUUUUAUCUGUUGGAUAUUAGUUUGCUUUAUUUGGAAAAAAAAGCCAAACAGCCUCUUCUGUGUUCAAAGAUCACAUCAGAUAACAAGAAACAGACCUAUUAUUUAUGCUAUUAACACUGAAAUAGUUUUCUUGAGGUGCAAUAUUUAUUUUUAUGCUUUAACAAGACACAUUUAUGGUUUCUCCUGCACAGCACAAAUGUUUCUAGCAAAAGGAAUUUCAAAAGGGCACUAUUUUUGUGUAUCAUAUUUAAAUUUGUAAUAUUGUAAGAUUUUGCACAAGUGUGCUGGUAUUGUACUGUAUAGUAUCACAUACUUGAGUUUUGAAAUAAAAUUAUGGUUUCAAAGUCCUCAGUGUUUUUACCUUAAAGAUUUGGGGUGCUGUGUCUGCAUAUUGAUGGCUGUGUCCUCAUGAAAUAAGUCCUGCCUUGUCUACACUGUUACAUGCUUGGAGGAUCUUGCUCUUAGUCUUCCAGUUCUUCAGGAAAAUGGUACAGAAGAGGAGAACAAACUCCUGUGUCAAUGGAGAAAGUGUUUGGAAGCAGGAUCAUCAUCAUCCCUGCCAUGCCCUAGAACCAGCUGAGAGAGGAAGCUGAAAUAUCCUGGGGAGAGUUUAACUCCUGCUUCGGGGGAGGCCACAUGUCCCAGAGGAGGCUGAACAUGGGAGCCACAAGGGAAAUUGUAACCCAGGGAUUCUGAGUGUAAGGUCAGGAGUCUUUAUUUGCUUCGUGGACUUGGGAGGUCUGGGAAGUCUAGUGGGGAGCAGACUUCCCUGACAGUGGGUAGGAGUCAGUCCUAAAGUUCUGAAUCUCUGAUGGUCCCCCCAGGGACAAACUCUGGGACAUCAACACCUGGAAAAGAAUUACUGUUUCCAUGGACAGACCCUGAUAUUUGAAUUUUCUACAUGAACAACUUUUUUGUUUCCUCUACUGUUGUUCAGAUUUCAAGGUUCCUUUUGAAAUUAUUGUAGAGAACAGUUAUAUGUGUUCUGCCUUAUCAAAAGUUGUUAGCAAUCCUCAUCAGCAUUUUAAAACAUGCUGAUAUAAAAGGUCGGGAAUUUUUCAUAUAGGUUACAAUAACUAUUUCGGUCAAAGACUAAUUAAUCAUUCAGCAUAGAUCUGCUUUUUUUACCACACUGAUUAUGAAGAAGACACACCAAAAGGUUAAAGACCUUUUGUACUGUUACAGUCCAGAUAAGUGAUCUUCCACACAGUUUUGGAGCAGCUGAACUAUAAAAAGGAAGAAACACACAAAAACCAAAGUUAUUUCAGUCUUGCUUUGUCAUUCUAAAAUUCUGUUCUCCCUCUCCUAAUCUGGAAGACCUUGUGAAGGAGCUUGUAUUGUUUGGUGUUGAAAGAUGUUUAUCUCAUUUUUACAGCUAAAAAUCCUAUUAAACAUCAAGAGUUUGACUAAGGGAACUUAGCCAUGGUACAAAAUGUUACGAUCUGGCAGGACAAGUAGCAUGCAAUUUUAAAAUGCCAGAAACACAGCUAUUUAUUAAUUUUCAUGGUAGGAAAUACUUAGCAGAUCAAAGUAAGUUUUUUCAAUGGAAAGAUUUCAUUUAAUGUUCUCAGUAUUUUACAACCACAGUAUGUAGUCCUUGAGACCUACAGAAUAACUAAUAAUUAGUUUCUGCUUCUACCUUGUAAAUGCCAGUGAAUCCUCUUACAGCCUUCUUCAAGCGGGAGCUAAGUCUGAUAACAGUAUCUGACUUUGCCAUGGCUUUGUAGAAGCAGGUGAGUACAGCACAAUAAGGGAGGGAAACAGAAAUUGGAGCUAGAACUUUGUCUAAAGAUCUCAUUGAGUUUUACCAAAUUCAGUUCCAAACCACAGCCCAAACACAACCUAAUUUUCAUUCCAUCAUUGCUAAUGGAGACAUGAUCUCACUGACCCCCAGCAUUCUCUUCAGGCCCUGUCUGUGUUACAGAGCACCACCUAAUAACCCUGUUACAUGCUGCUGCAGGAGAUGUGCUUGUGCCCCAUUAAAAGUUAAUACCCUUUAUAUUGACUGGGGACUUUCUAAAUGCAAACCACAGCUUAAAGAGGUAGCUUUACACUGUUACACUUGUGUUUAUAGGACUCUGAAAGCAGCCUGGAGACACUGGACAUCUAAAUGUUUGCUGAAUCACAAGCUAAACAUGAUGUAAGAAGACCAUACUGCUGCAAAAAUAAAAAGACUGACACCAUUCUGAACUGUAAAGCAGCUGUGCUUGUGAAUCAGCAGCAGUGACAUUUUCCAGCAAUCCCACAUGAAAGCUGGUGGAAAGGGUGAUGAGGGAUUUCCGCUCCGUGACCUCGCCCUGCAGUGGGACAGCCACCACGCUGCCUCUGCCAUUCUUUCUAUGAAGCACUGCACUGACAGCUGGAGUUGCUUUCCAGAAGUCAUCUCAUCAUCUGACAGCAUCCAAUACCUUAACUUGCCUCAGCACAGGAGACAAACUACCUUGAAUUUCCUAAUUUUCUGAGUUUUCCAAGCUGGUGGCAAUGGCAAAUUAUCUUGGAGUUACAUCAGCAGUGUCUUUCAUCUGGGUUAUGACAUUCCUGGCUCAAAAUUACUUUGUAACAGGUUCCAUUAAUUCACCUUGCAGGAUCAAGGGUAUAGGAAUUUAUCUUGAUCAGAAAGUGAAUUUCUCAGAAGCAAGUCAUGGAUGUAAUCAAUUUAACCUAGAGCUGGCCAGUAAAAUACAAGUGGAAGAGGCUUUGAAACAUGGCUUUGAAACAUGCAACUUUGGAUGGGUGAAAGAUGAAUUUGCUGUUAUUCCUCGGAUAACAUCCAACCAGAGAUGUGGUCAGGGAAAAACUGGAAUAGUAAAAUGGUAUGCUAGCAAGGAUACAAAAUUUCAUCUCUACUGCUUCAAUUCCUCAGAUGUCCGGAUUAAUUCCUGUCAACCAGACCCAACUACACCUGCUUUAUCAACGGCAUCAAGUGAUGUAACUGCAUCUUCAGCCUCUGAUUUGACUGAGAACAUCACAGCAGUGUCUGCCGAGGCUGUGACUGAGGCAGGGCAAUUCCUGAGAAAGAGAUUCCGCGUGGUGUGUGUGACUGAAACGCUCUCACCCACAGAGGCGCCCACCACCACACCAGUGCCAGAGGAGCCCUUCUCCACUGACUCUCCCAAGCUCACUCCCCACCUGGCCUUUAAGAAUGAUGCUGUUGUUUUUGGAGGUAUCCCCACUGCACUUCUUGUACUGGCAAUCUUCUUCUUCAUUAUCUCUGUUGUUCUAGCAGUCUGUUAUAUCAAAAAGUACAAGAAAACCUUACCAUUUAUAAACAAGAAGCAGCAAAAAGAAACAGUUGUAACUACCACUCUCAAAGAGACAAAAUCCAAUGACCAAACACCUGAGAAGGAAACACAGAAUAAUGGAAAUAAGGUAGAAGAUGGUAAAACUAAGCCUGAGGCCACAGUAAAGUGUCUAGAAGCAGAAGUUUAAAGGAAAGAAUGUACAGUUCUUGAUGGAAGUAUAAAAUAAAGCACACAGAACUUGGCAGUGCUUUUAAACAUAAGUGAUUGUAAAUACUUGUAUUUUCUCCAUCUUUAACAUAUGAAACCUUGUUUUUUUAAUGAUUACAUCUUUGGCAACAAAUAUUCUUGCAGAAGAACAUGGUAUCCUAUUUACUUGAAAUAAAUUCUACAAAUUCA
Messenger RNA from Zonotrichia albicollis (white-throated sparrow), 4531 nucleotides. It is a transcript of the gene LYVE1, whose product is annotated as lymphatic vessel endothelial hyaluronan receptor 1. Gene Ontology annotation, molecular function: transmembrane signaling receptor activity; hyaluronic acid binding. The record is from RefSeq and is a predicted model, not a curated record. Gene Ontology annotation, biological process: cell adhesion. Gene Ontology annotation, cellular component: plasma membrane. NCBI's taxonomy places the organism in Eukaryota, Metazoa, Chordata, Aves, Passeriformes, Passerellidae.